AUGAUUCGUUCGAUCUUAUUAUAUCGCUCUGAGACGUGGCUAGUGAGAGUGGAGGAUAUUAAGAACUUAUCUGUCUUUGAUCACUCUUGUCUAAGCAAGGACGAAGAACGUUAUCGUAAUGGGACUGGUGUAGCUUUAUGUUCAAUGGCUGCUGCUGAUUUAUGUUCACUUCUUCUUAUAUUGUCACAAAACAUCAUGCAGAUAUAUUCAAAUUUCGACGACGAUACUUUACUUAUGGGCAUUGUUUGUAAGGUUAUGUUAUUUAGUACUCAUACAGUAACAAGUAUAUCGAUAUGGUCUUGGCUCUUAUUGUCAACUUUACGCUAUUUGGCUAUACGACAUCCCUUAUUUCAUUUGCGUCUAUGGCAAAUGCCUUAUCGGGCAUUGGCCUGCAUUGUUAAAGGUUUUCAUUAUGAUGUCACCAAUGGAUAUUGGCAAGAGAAUACUACGAGUAUUAAAGGAGUAUUUGAGGAAGAAUUCUCAGUAAGUAGAAUUAAACACGAGGGGCGCUAUAGCUUGAAGAUUAAUAUUAAGGCUGUAAAAAGUAAGUUGAAUCCCCUUCGAGGUCUGAAACUUUUAGAGGAAGAAUUCUCAUUAACAUCUGCCGUACUAAAUUUGUGGCUUCUAAUUGCUGUUCAUUCGUCAACAACUGGAUGCGUUCAAAUGCCAUUAUUUGAUACGUUGGCAACGAAUCGUCUUUUUCAUUUAAUUGAAUCAUUAUGGUCAUUCACUGUGCCGUGCAUUAUGAUAAUUUUAAUGGACACUUUGGUCAUAAUGAAAAAUUUGUUAGCGCUUUAUCUUGCUAAACUAAUUGAGCAUAUUAAAUCUCCAUUUACUACACCACCUUUCAAAAUGUUUACAGCAAAAAACAAAAGGAAGACUAAAUCCGAACGAAUUAAAAAAUACCGCCGUCUCCUUAAAAUGCUCUUUGAAGAAAAGCAAACACUUUUAGCUACAUAA
Molecule: messenger RNA, 960 nt
Organism: Dracunculus medinensis (Guinea worm)
Lineage: Eukaryota; Metazoa; Nematoda; Chromadorea; Rhabditida; Dracunculidae
Source: the annotation of a GenBank genome assembly